Molecule: messenger RNA, 2031 nt
Organism: Chroicocephalus ridibundus (black-headed gull)
Lineage: Eukaryota; Metazoa; Chordata; Aves; Charadriiformes; Laridae
Gene: SLC6A5
Product: solute carrier family 6 member 5
Exons: 16
Coding region: 247-2031 (594 amino acids)
Biological process (GO): sodium ion transmembrane transport; glycine import across plasma membrane; synaptic transmission, glycinergic
Cellular component (GO): plasma membrane
Molecular function (GO): glycine:sodium symporter activity
Source: RefSeq, a predicted model, not a curated record
AAAAUUCCCGCUUUGCAAAGCACAGACGGGGACGCUAAUCUAACCCUUGGUAAGAGCACACUGGAGCAAAACAACGCCAAAGGCGCCUGGGUGACCUUGAGCCAGAGUACCGUGGUACUGGGCACAGAUGGCAACACUUCUGUUCUUCCUGGCAGAGUGGAGGGGGUAAGUUGCCAGGAAGACGAUGUAGGGGAUGAAAAUAAAGCCCGAGGGAACUGGUCUAGCAAGCUGGAUUUCAUCCUCUCCAUGGUGGGUUAUGCAGUGGGGCUGGGCAAUGUCUGGAGGUUCCCGUACCUGGCCUUUAAGAAUGGGGGAGGUGCGUUUCUCAUCCCCUAUUUGAUGAUGCUGGCUCUAGCUGGGAUCCCCAUUUUCUUCCUGGAAGUCUCCCUGGGGCAGUUUGCUAGUCAGGGGCCCGUGUCUGUCUGGAAAGCCAUCCCCGCCUUGCAAGGCUGCGGCAUUGCGAUGCUGAUCAUCUCGGUUCUAAUAGCCAUAUAUUACAAUAUUAUUCUGUGCUACACACUUUUCUACCUUUUUGCGUCCUUUGUACCUGUGCUACCUUGGGCUUCCUGUAACAACCCGUGGAACACACCCGACUGUAAAGAUAAAAACAAACUUUUGUUAGAUUCCUGCAUUAUCGGUGACCACCCGAAAAUCCAAAUCAAGAACUCCACUUUCUGUAUGAGUGCCUAUCCAAACUUGACUAUGGUUAACUUCACCAGUGAAGGAAACAAAACGUUUGUCAGUGGAAGUGAAGAAUACUUCAAGUACUUUGUAUUGAAGAUUUCAGCAGGGAUUGAAUAUCCUGGUGAGAUUAGAUGGCCCUUGGCACUAUCUCUUUUCCUGGCUUGGGUGAUUGUAUAUGCCUCCCUUGCUAAAGGAAUCAAGUCAUCAGGAAAAGUGGUGUACUUUACAGCUACAUUCCCCUAUGUAGUUCUCAUCAUCCUUCUUAUAAGAGGAGUGACUCUACCUGGAGCUGGAGCUGGAAUCUGGUACUUCAUCACACCCAAGUGGGAGAAGCUCAUUGAUGCUAUGGUUUGGAAGGAUGCUGCCACUCAGAUUUUCUUCUCCUUAUCUGCAGCAUGGGGAGGCCUAAUUACUCUCUCUUCCUACAACAAAUUCCAUAAUAAUUGCUACAGGGACACAUUGAUAGUCACAUGUACCAACAGUGCCACAAGUAUUUUUGCAGGCUUUGUCAUCUUCUCAGUUAUUGGCUUCAUGGCAAAUGAGCUCAAAGUGAAUAUUGAAGCUGUGGCAGACCAAGGUCCUGGAAUUGCUUUCGUGGUUUACCCAGAAGCCUUAACUAGGCUUCCCCUCUCUCCGUUCUGGGCUAUAAUAUUCUUUUUGAUGCUUUUGACACUUGGAUUGGACACUAUGUUUGCCACUAUCGAGACUAUAGUGACCUCCGUUUCGGAUGAGUUCCCCAAAUACUUACGGACGCACAAGGCACUGUUCACUCUUGGGUGCUGCAUCUCCUUUUUCAUCAUGGGAUUUCCUAUGAUCACUCAGGGUGGAAUGUAUAUGUUACAGCUUGUGGACACUUACGCAGCUUCUUACUCUCUUGUCAUCAUUGCCAUCUUCGAGCUUGUUGGAGUUUCCUAUAUAUAUGGAUUGCAGAGAUUCUGUGAAGAUAUAGAAAUGAUGAUUGGAUUCCAGCCAAGUAAAUUCUGGAGAGUCUGUUGGGCAUUUGUGACCCCGACUAUUUUAACAUUUAUUCUUUGCUUCAGUUUUUACCAAUGGGAACCGAUGACUUACGGAGCUUACCACUACCCGGGCUGGUCCAUGGUGCUCGGGUGGCUGAUGCUGGCCUGCUCGGUUAUCUGGAUCCCAGUGAUGUUCGUGAUAAAAAUGCAUCUAGCCCCAGGCAAAUUUAUUGAGCGACUCAAGUUGGUGUGCUCUCCACAGCCCGACUGGGGUCCGUUCUUGGCCAAGCACCGUGGUGAACGUUACAUGAAUAUGAUUGAUCCACUGGGAACCUCUUCCCUGGGACUUAAACUGCCAGUGAAGGAUAUAGAACUGGGGACACAAUGCUAA